Molecule: messenger RNA, 3657 nt
Organism: Plasmodium malariae
Lineage: Eukaryota; Apicomplexa; Aconoidasida; Haemosporida; Plasmodiidae
Product: conserved Plasmodium protein, unknown function
Exons: 4
Coding region: 1-3657 (1218 amino acids)
Source: RefSeq, a predicted model, not a curated record
AUGUCAAAUGGUAUCUGCAAUUUCAGUAUUCUCGAAAAGCAGAUAGAAGAUAACAGGGAUAAAAAGAGCAAUUAUUAUAACACGAAAAAUAAUUUAUCGGACUUAAAUAAUAGACUGUUUUUGAAUUUAAAUGUGCCUAUUCCUACUUUAAACUAUAUAAUUGAUGAGAGUAAUAAAAUGAUAGCAAGUGGUUCGAACUAUCCAAACUGCAACUAUGAAACGUUCAAGUACUCGAGAAAUCUCUUUGAUAUCAUCAUGAAAAUUUCACUCAAUAAGAGGAAUAACCUAUUACCGAGCUGCAGGUCUGAAGGGGGCGUUGUAUCGAUCGACAAGAGUAGCCACACUGAAGAUAAGGACAACAUGCCUUAUACAUAUACAAAUGAAGAAGAACGUACUAAGGAAAAUGCUUUGUCACACGUAAACAAGUAUGAGCUUAAAAAUAGCGUUUCCGAAAUAGACGAAGAGGGGAAAAAAGAGGAAAAAAUGGAGAUAAAAAUAGGGGGGGAAACGGGCGAAAAAACAGGCGACAAAAUAGGCGAAAAAACAGGCGAAAAAAUAGGCGAAAAAAUAGGCGAAAAAAUAGGCGCGAAAAACGAGGUAAAGGAAGAAAAAAAAAUAAAGUACUACCCAGGGUUUUGCAAACAACUAGGAGCUAAAGGAAGAAGGCGUAUGCUAGAGUUAAUUCGUAGAGUAUAUAGAGAAAAUACAUCUCAGUGUAAAAACAUUCUUUCUCAUAAAAUAAAACCUCCUGCAUGUAUUUCAAAUUUACCAUUUUAUAAUAUAAACAUGUUAUGGCAGCUAUCUUACGAAUUUGGGGUUUUUGAAGAAGCGCUAAAAAUACAUAAAAUAUAUGGAAAAAGUGUAAAUGCAUUAAAUCAAUUUUUUAAUAAAAAUGCUAAGGAAAACUUGUCUUUGUAUCAAGAGAGUCUAUCAACUAUGUCGUAUGAGAUGAAUAAAAAUAACACUAACAUGGAUAUGAAAAAGACGGAAAAGAUAGAUAACUUGCCAGUAGAUCAAAGUAGAUAUACUAACUGUUCUCAUGAGUUUAAGGGGAACAUGAAAAUGGAUCCCUAUUGGUGCAAUUUCAAUCCUGAUAAUAGUGGAAUUCCUCAUGCUAAGAGGUUUGAGGAGGGGGCCAACGACAGCAAGGGGGGGAUUAGCGACAACAAAUCGCACAGUAAGAGGAAUAUUAGAACUACCUGCAUCAAGGGAAGCAACGGAAGUAAUAGUAAAAGCAGUAGAGUAAACAAUAGUAGCAGCAGUCCAAGUAACAACAACAGCAACAGCAGUAACCGGGAGGGGGAAAAAGGAGGAAAAAAAAGGAAAUUACAAGGAUGCAUAACGCCUAACGAUAAAGAGAUAAUACUCAAACGUAGAGUAUUAAAAGAGGAAAAGAAAGAAAAAAAUCAGCCGCAGGCGUUGGUUAUGUAUCUAGAGCAAAGAAAUAUAAGAACACAUAGCAUGCAUAGAACCAAGAACACGCAGAUAGAUUCUGUGUUACCCCCUAAUAAAAAUGAGGAAAAAAAAAUACAACCUUGUGAUGGGGAAAACUCCGUAGAGUUAGAAAAUAUAGACAUUAACUUGAACAAUUCAAAAAACAUAAAUUACUUGAACAGUCUAAGCUUGGAUAAGGAGCUAAAACAGUGUGAAGGGAAUACAAAUCUGCAGAGAAACUGUGAAGCAAGCAACUGUCAUAGGAAGUGUACAAACAUCUAUGAUAUAAUUAGGACUGCAGAAAAUGUAGACAAUUUUUUCUUUAAGAACACAUACGAAUCAUGUAUACCGAAUUUAGAAAAUAAUAAAAUGAAGGAUAAGAUGUGUUCUAAUCAGUGUAGGAAGCAUAUCAAAAUAACUAGAAAUCAUGAGAUGAAAAAUAAGGAAAAGUUAGAUAACUCGGAAGCAGCAAACACUGCAAACGAUGGAGGAAGCACGAACAGGUUGAGCAGCCGUAAUAGCGCUAAAAAUUAUGAUGUGCAUAAAAUAUACGAUUUAAAAUGUGUAGACGAACUCUUAUCCAAUUUCACUCAUGGCAAUGCAAUAUUGUUGAAUAUAAACAAAAAAAAUAUAUACUCUGUAACCUAUGGAGGGAACUUAAAGAAUGACCACUGUUUGUUACUUAUACCAUUGAAAAAAAAGUCAAAAAAAAAUAAAUCAAGUAAAAAAGAUGUAUUAAACAUGCAAAACAAAAGUAAUACUAAGAACAAUCCUUCAACCAAAAUUAAUGAACAAGGCAAUUCUAACAUGAUGAACAAUAUUACUUGCAUGAAUGAAGUAAAUUCUGUAAACAUUUGGAUGAACGAAGAAAAAAAAGAAAACAUCCAUUUUGAAAAAUGCAAUUAUAAGUGCAAUUAUUAUUGUACUCAUAUUAGUGGCACAGACAAUUGUCAAAAAAAUAUAGAAAAUAAAAAUAUUAAGAAAAAAAAGCAAAAUUACUACAAUAUAGAAACAGGAAAGGGAAAAAAAUAUGUUCUUCAUUUCAAUUCCCAUGAAAAGGUACCCCCUAAUUUGUGUGUAGAUGACUCUAACGUAUGUCCUACCUACAAAGGGGGUAACAGUUAUAUACAAGUUGGCUCAGUUACGAAAAAGGAGAAACACUACGAAGGAGAAAGCUUGAACGAAAGGAGCUUCAACAGAAGGGAUUUCGACGAAAGGAACAUGAAUGAGAACUCCCGAACGUUCAACUCUUCACCGGGUACAUACAUUUCGAAUGACAAAAAAAAAAAAAAAAGUAUGAACAAGUCAGGUCACAAUUGUAUACCUGCAGAGGAUAAUUCUACUACACAUUACAGAAAAAUUUUAAAAGAAGAAGUCUCAAAAAAAAAACAUCUCACAGAUGGCCAAACCAACAAUAGCAUAAGCUGCAGCAUCACAUGCUCUCUUACUGAUAAUUUUUCAGCACGUGAUAAAUUAAGUGUGUUCACAAGUAAAGCAAAAAAGGAUGAGAUGGUACAAAAUGGUGGGGUAAUACAAAAUGGCGGGGUAGUACAAAAUGGUGGGGUAGUACAAAAUGGUGGGGUAAUACAAAAUGGCGGUAGUACAAAAUGUACAAAAUGGUGGGUAGUACAAAAUGGUGGGGUAGUACAAAAUGGUGGGGUAAUACAAAAUGGCGGGGUAGUACAAAAUGGUGGAGUAGUACAAAAUGGUGGAGUAGUACAAAAUGGUGGAGUAGUACAAAAUGGUGGAGUAGUACAAAAUGGUGGAGUAGUACAAAAUAGUGUAGUUCAAAACGGUGGAAUAGUACAAAUGAAUGAGAACGUUUACACAGGGAAUAGUAACUACUGUCAAGUUAACUCAUCCGUGCAACAUAUUAUAACACAGUGUGUUACAGACAAAAAAAGUAAUACCAUUAAACUUCUAAAUGAAAUAAUGUCAAAUGAAAAAAAUUUUUUUAACUGUAUGAAAAAAAAAAAUCCUUUAUUAAAAAAAAAAAUUGCUAGUAAUACCAAAACACUUAAACAAUUCAAAAACGACAAUAAAAAAAUCGAAAAAGACGAUCUCAUAAAUUUUCUACGACAAAGAGAUAUAUAUAACUCACUAAAUGGAGAAUGCUCUAAUACAUCUUAUGGUAAAAAUAAAAAUAACAAAAAUAUGAAUCUCACGAAUUUUAGAAACUUCGAGCAUUUGAACUUGCAGAGUACUUAUCCCGUUCUGUGGUAG